This is a messenger RNA of Anopheles nili, 750 nucleotides long. RefSeq lists its product as uncharacterized. NCBI's taxonomy places the organism in Eukaryota, Metazoa, Arthropoda, Insecta, Diptera, Culicidae. Bases 1 to 750 code for a protein of 249 amino acids. The record is from RefSeq and is a predicted model, not a curated record. The transcript has 2 exons.
AUGGCGAAACAUCACCGCAUCCCGACGCUGGCGGAAAACAUCAACCGUUCGCCCCGGUUGAGCUACCUCUCCUCGCACUCGCAGUCGGCGUCCUUCAUGAGCGAGGGCGGCGAGAUCACGGAGCUAAUGGCGCUGGACGAGUCGGAGAACCUGCUGAACGAUCAGGCCACCCCGGUGCAGGUGAUCAGCGGCAGCUUCGGUAGCUACGCGAGUGGUACCCUCGCCGGGCAGCUCACACCGGGCGGACGGAUUGGCCCCGGGCUGGGGCUACUGUCCGGUGGACCGAACGUCACUACCAUCAACGGGGGUGCUGGAGGUGGAGGCAUCAGUCCCGGGGUCGGCAGUUACGGUGAUGGGAGCGAACGCUUGGAGGAGCUCGGGAUCACCUUCAACGAGCACCUGCUGUACGGGGCGGUCGGUGGCAAGCUGCUGCCUAACUCACCCGCGGUCACGAUCCUGGAAAUGGCCGGGGGUGGUAGUGCGACGGCGGCACUCCGGCAGAAAAACUUCAAGCGCAAAUCGACGGCCACGGCCGCCAUCGUGGCGUCCGGUGAGCAGACGUCCUUGAACGCCAUCGGAUUGCAGCUGUCGGUGGACCGUGGCGGACCGCAGGAAUGGGGCGAAGCGACCAGAAGCUACGUGAAGGCCCAACGGCGUCACGCCGGGCGGGCCACCUUCCAGGGCCAGGUGUACAAUUUCCUCGAGCGUCCGGCCGGCUACAAGUGCUUUGUCUACCAUGUGUCCGUGUAA